AUGAACCAAACUCCAAUGAAUAAAAGGGACCGACAACGAUUCGUCUAUGGACUACUGAAAAACAAGUUGCCAAAAAAGGAAACUAUCUAUUCCCCAGCAACCAUCUGCGAUCUCCUGUAUUUCGGAGGACGCUACGGAUUCUCACAAGAAAAGGGACGUGAGAUUUGGUAUCUAAUCAAUACCCAUAACGAGAAACUCGGAAUAAAGGAACCAUUGUUGAAAGUUCUGGAGGCUGCACCGACAUCAAAUUCGGACGAGAUCAACGGGUCAGACCCCAGAGUAUUGAAUGGUACGAUAGGAGUUGUUUUCGCCAUUUCCCCUCCGUCUGGACCAGUGGCCUCCAUUUCCGUCAGAGUGGAGAACGGCAACGAAUACAAAUUUCGGCAGAUUCGGACGAACGGGCGCGGGGCUCUGUAUUGGCCAUUCCGUCCGUCCUAUGCAACAACAUUCCACAAGGUGCAGGGUAUGACACUUAGACACGUGUUCAUCGACACGCACCACACAAUGAUGGAUGGAAUGUUUUAUGUGGGCAGCAGCAGAGUUCGAGCGGCUUAA
This is a messenger RNA of Caenorhabditis remanei, 555 nucleotides long. RefSeq lists its product as uncharacterized. Bases 1 to 555 code for a protein of 184 amino acids. The transcript is spliced from 2 exons. The record is from RefSeq and is a predicted model, not a curated record. NCBI's taxonomy places the organism in Eukaryota, Metazoa, Nematoda, Chromadorea, Rhabditida, Rhabditidae.